AUGGACAAGGCAGCUCGAGUAGACACGUAUCUGGAAUCAAAGCUAAAUGCUUCCGACACCGUCUUGGAACAGGCUCAAUCUAAUAGCGACGCUGCGAAUCUACGACAGAUCCAAGUAUCCCCCCUCCAAGGUGCCAUGCUUCAAAUACUGGCGCAAUCUAUGCAGGCUCGACGUGUCUUGGAGAUUGGCACUCUAGCGGGCAUCAGUACGAUAUAUCUAGGACGUGGUGUCGGAUCUGAAGGGAAGGUUGUUACGUGUGAGAUUGAUGAGAAGGCGGUUGAAGUAGCAAAGGCUAAUUUUAAAAUGGCUGGUCUUGAUCAAGUCAUUGAGAUUCGUGCAGGUGCUGCGUCUGAGACGUUGAAGGCUUUGGUCAACGACGGUGUGGAAGCUUUUGAUUUGGUGUUUAUUGAUGCAGACAAGCAAAGUUGUGCUGAAUACCUUGACUUGACGUUGCAAUUGUCUCGAAAGGGUACCUUGAUCAUAGUAGACAAUGUGGUCCGUGAUGGGAAGGUGGUUGAUGCAGACAGCACUGACGAAUCAGUGAGAGGAGUACGUGCCAUGUUUGAUGCCAUGGAAAAUAAUCCAAAAAUCAAAGCUACAGCCAUUCAAACUGUUGGUUCAAAAUCUUAUGAUGGGUUUGCAAUGGCAACCGUGCUGUAA
Molecule: messenger RNA, 660 nt
Organism: Synchytrium microbalum
Lineage: Eukaryota; Fungi; Chytridiomycota; Chytridiomycetes; Synchytriales; Synchytriaceae
Exons: 2
Coding region: 1-660 (219 amino acids)
Molecular function (GO): S-adenosylmethionine-dependent methyltransferase activity; O-methyltransferase activity
Source: RefSeq, a predicted model, not a curated record